ACCCCCUUGCUGCGGCUACGCGUCCCAGCCCUGCAGCAGCCAAACUACGUCUCCCGCCGCCCUGCGCGUCAGGGGCGUGUCUCUCCGCCUCGCCCGCCGCCCUCUCCCGGCGUGCGCUGGGUGCGCGGAGCCAGGGCCGGAGCCUGCCCGUGUGCGUGCCGGCCCGGGGGGCCCCGCCAGCUGCAGCCAUGCCCAUGAAGGGCCGCUUCCCCAUCCGCAGGACCCUGCAGUACCUGAGCCAGGGCGAGGUCGUCUUCAAGAGCUCGGUGAAGGUGCUGACUGUGAACUACAACAGCCACGGGGAGCUGAGCGAGGGGGCCAGGAAAUUUGUGUUUUUCAACAUCCCCCAGAUUCAGUACAAAAACCCCUGGGUGCAGAUCAUGAUGUUUCGGAACAUGACCCCUUCGCCAUUCCUAAGGUUCUACUUAGAUAGUGGUGAGCAAGUCUUGGUUGAUGUGGAAGAUAAAAGCAACAGAGAGAUAGUGGAGCACAUUAAAAAAAUCUUGGGUAAAAGCGAGGAAACAUUACAAAAAGAGGAGCAAGACAAAAAGAAGCUCUCUCAUCCUGCAACCUUUGGACCCAAAAAAUAUCAUUUGCGUGAAUGUAUGUGUGAAAUUGAAGGCCAGAUCCCCUGCCCUGGUCUAGUACCGCUGCCUAAAGAGAUGACAGGCAAAUUUAAAGGCACCAUGAAAGAAAAACCACAAUGAUUUAACAGAUUUGCCA
Messenger RNA from Pelodiscus sinensis (Chinese soft-shelled turtle), 723 nucleotides. It is a transcript of the gene MRPS25, whose product is annotated as mitochondrial ribosomal protein S25. Gene Ontology annotation, cellular component: mitochondrion. Lineage: Eukaryota; Metazoa; Chordata; Testudines; Trionychidae. Gene Ontology annotation, molecular function: structural constituent of ribosome. The record is from RefSeq and is a predicted model, not a curated record.